Molecule: messenger RNA, 5745 nt
Organism: Closterium sp. Yama58-4
Lineage: Eukaryota; Viridiplantae; Streptophyta; Zygnematophyceae; Desmidiales; Closteriaceae
Source: the annotation of a GenBank genome assembly
AUGCCAGCUAGAUUCUCAAUGCACUUAGACUUGUUCCCCUUCUUUGCUCGGAAUAACGGCUCUUUCCUUUCUGCCUGCGCGAUACCUUCAGAACAACCCCCUGAGUGCGUGCCUAAGGAGGACCGCGCAGUGCGACACGUUCUCGACGUGCUACAGCCCUACAGCGAGGAGGAAGGGGGACCGCUGCACAUCCAGCAUGUGAGCUACGUGGAGGGGCGGGGCAACCUCAUCAUCACGUACAAGGGCUCACACCCCUCCAACGUCCUCUCCUUCGUCGGCUGUCACAUGGACGUCGUCACCGCCAACCCUGAUGACUGGGACUUUGACCCCUUUACCUUCUCUCGGGACGGUGACAAGCUGAGGGGCAGGGGCACCACGGACUGCCUGGGCCACGUGGCGCUCGUCACGGAGCUCAUGCGCCAGCUGGCAGUCUGCCGCCCGGAGCUGGGCGCGACAGUGGUGGCGGUGCUAAUAGCCAACGAGGAGAACGCGACAGUGAAGGACAUUGGUGUGGAUGGGCUGGUGAAGGCGGGGCUUUUGGAUCAUCUCAAGAACGGUCCUCUCUUCUGGGUGGACACAGCAGACAAGCAGCCGUGCAUUGGCACGGGGGGCAUGCUGGCAUGGAAGCUCAAGGCGUUCGGGAAGCUCUUCCACUCGGGGCUGCCCCACAAGGCAGUGAACCCCAUAGAGCUGGCCAUGACAGCCCUGGCAGAGAUCCAGACCCGCUUCUAUCAGGACUUCCCUCCCCAUGCCAUGGAGGAGACGUAUGGGUUCGCCACCCCAUCCACCAUGAAGCCCACUCAGUGGUCGUAUCCGGGCGGCAGUGUGAAUCAGAUCCCAGGGGAGUGCACGAUUGCAGGGGAUUGCAGGAUAACGCCCUUCUAUGAUGUGGACGAAGUAGCAGCGAAAUUGAGGGGGUACGUGGCAGACAUAAACGCCAACCUGGCCACGCUCUCAGGCCCCGGGCCGUGCUCAAAAUUUGUUCUGCCCGAAGAAAAUCUGCAGGGCAGGCUUGAGCUGGAGAUAGCUGAGGCGCCAAUGAAGGGCGUCGCAUGUAACCUGGACUCGCCUGGUUACCACGCGCUGGUAACCGCCACAAAGGAGGUGAUGGGCGAGUGCAAGCCGUACUCAAUCACGGGAUCCCUGCCAUUGAUUCGCGAUCUGCAGGAGGCAGGAUUCGAUGUACAGACCAUGGGAUACGGUGUCAUGGCCACUUAUCAUGCACGAAACGAGUAUGCGCUGCUGUCCGACUUCAAGCUCGGCUAUCGCGUCCUUACCAACCUUAUACACCGCCUCUCCAGCUUUCCCGGGGACUGCACCUCCAUAAUCGUGGAAGCUAUGCGACAAUUACCUGAUAACGUGUCCAGCUAUUCUCGGAGCUACGAUGGAACCAUGCUCGCAUUCCUGGUGCGUGACGGAGUCGUAUACACACUCGGCGGCCAUGAAGCACUAGACAAAGUCCGCGCUUAUAAGUUUCUGCAGCAGCUCCAUUCCAUUCAUGUUCUAGCAGCAACCAAGAACGGAAAAUUCCGCACCGACUUGCUCACCUCCCCGUACAAUCACGCCCUUCACAAGCUCAGCUCGCAUAUAGGCUCGCUCACAGCCAGCGUGCGCGGAACAAUACCCCCACGUGAGCCCCUGAUUGUCUACCCGGACGCUCCGAAGGCCUACCUGACCUGCCGUUCCAGAGAUGAGCUUCUGGCCAAGUCCCCCCUGCACCCACGAGCUGCUUCUACAGCCACUUCUACAGCCGCUGCCACAGCCUCUUCUACAGUCGCUGGUACAGCCACGCCUUUUGUUUCUGCCACCGCUGCAGCUGCUACAACCAAGGCCGCUCCCUCUGUCACGUCUGUGACAGCUGAACCGAGCUUGUUUACUGCGAUUAAUUCAAUGGAUUCACCAGAAGGCAGGAGGGCGAGUGUAGAGAGGUCCAGGAGGUUACAGCUGAGGUUGGGGAAGUUAAGUGGUGGUGUCGGGGAAGAAGAGGGGAGCAUGGGGCUGGGAGUAGAGAGGGGCAUGGGGGGCAUGGGAGCAAGAGGGAGGUCUGUUAGUAGUGGGGGGUCUGGAGGAGCGUGGUCCGGUUGUGAUGAGGAUUUAUCUGGCAAUGGACUAUCGGGUAGGGCUGGUUCGUUCCCAAGCCUCUCUCCUGCUCGUCUGGUUACUGCAGCCGGAGCAGCUGGAACAGCAGGGGCAGCAAGAGCAGCCGGAGCAGCUGGGGCAGCAGGGGCAGCAGGGGCAGCAGGGGCAGUAGGGACAGCAAGGGCAGCAGGAGGAAGAGGCAAGGCUUCUGUGGUUGCUUAUGGGCGCUGUAGGUCCUUGUCGUUUGGAGGAAGCAGCAACACGCGCAUGCAGGCUGAUGAUUGCAGCGGUGGCGAGGAUGACUAUACAGAGGACAGUUUUGAUGAGGAGGACCGGGUAGACAAGAUACGUGGGGCAGGGUUAGUAAGCGCAGAAGCAGGGUUCUCGAGAGGCGGUUCGGGGGAUGAUUUGUUUGACGAUAUCUCAGAAGGCGAUGAGGGCGAUUCUGAUGCGUUUGAGUGGCGCCCAUCUCGCCGCCGCACUCGCAUGCUGCGCGGAGUGGCCCGUUCCACGUCAGCAGUCACCUCUCCCACAACCGCUGUUCCCGCGUCGGUGUCGCUGGGUGUGACGGGCACGUCGUUUUCUCCCGGUGGUGGUUUGAAUUCAAGUGUGGGGGAUGAUGGUACCUUGGGUGGGGUGUUUCCUCGUCCCAGCAGUGUGGGUUCUGCUGGCAGGCGUGAUCAUGGCGAUGGUGAGAGCAGGCGUGGUGGCAGCGGUGACGGUGGGAGGAGGUAUGGUAGUGGCGAUCGUGGGAGCAGAGAGGCAAGAGGGGACAGGCACGGGUCUAGCAGUGGCUGUGGCAAUGGCACGGCCGACGGUUACACCGAUACCACCAGUGGUUACACAGACGGCACAGGCGGUUACCACCAUGCACGCGAACCCUCCGUCUUUUCCCCUGUAGCAGAGGACGAGGGCCAGGAGCCCCUCUCCUCCUCCACACUCUCCUCCUCCGCGUCUUCCUCUGCAGCCUCCCUCUUUCUUCGCUCUAUGAGCUCUGGUAGGGCCGAGGACUUGUUACUGCAGCAGUUUCACCGCCACCUCUCCCCUGAGGUCCGGCCCGGCACUUCCGGUGGUGUCUGGGGAAGCAGGAACCACGCAGGUGACAAUUCAAGUGGAAAUCGGAGUUCCGGGGAUUGGGGUAGCGGUAAUGGUGGGAGCGGAUUCACAGGGAAGGGAAAGGACGGGGUGGAUGGACGAGUGCAAGGUGGGCGCAGGGGUGAGGUGGGGCGAGGAGGGGGUGGUGCGGUAUUGGGUGCAGAAGCAGCAGCAGCAGGACUACGAGGGGCGUUUGUGACUGGGAGAGCGCGCAGCAGCAGCUGCAGUGGUGCUGUUGGUGGGUUUGCAGGCAGAGGAGGCGGCGGAUGGGGCGGGGAAGACGACGAGGGAAGCACACCUGGGGGAGGUACACCUGCGGGAGGGACACCCAAGGGGGGCGGAUAUGGAAGCGGGGCGAGCAGCGGGGCAGAAAGCACUGGGUCGGUGAUAGAAAGAGGCGGCGGUGGUGAGGCUCAGAAGCAGCGGUGGCAGGAAUAUCAGCAGCUGCUGCCGCCGCUGACGCUGCCGCCUGUGUUGGAACGCAGGCUGAAAAUGCAGGAGGCGGUUUUAAAGAGGCAGGAGGCGCUGCUGCUGGAAGAGCUGCAGCAGCAGAAGGCACUUCAGGAGCAGAAGGUGUUGCAGGAACAGAAGAGAGCUGAGGAGCAGCGAAAGCAGGUGGGGGAAGAAAAGCUGCAGCAGGAGCAGCAGCAGGAGAAGCAAACGGAGAGGCAGCAGCUUGCGGGAAAGCAGGAGGCGGAUCUGGUUUCGGAGCAGGUUGAGAGGCAGCAGAAGCAAACAGAGCUACAAUCAAAUGGACAGCAGGGUCUGCCAGGGCCAGAGCAGCAACAGCAGCAGCAGUCGCCGCAGCUACAGCCGCCGCUACAGCCCCAUCCGCCCCAGAAACCAAGGCUGGAGCCGCAGCCUCCCCAGCAGCCCAGGAAGGAUCGUGACCGUCCGUUUGUGCGGCAGCGGAUCUGCCACUCGGACGAGUUCAUCCGCCUGCCAGCUGGCAUGACCGCCCGCGGGGGCGGCAGCCUUGUUGGGUUGUCCACGCGGGCGCGCUGCCUGGCUGCUGCUGCCACGUCAGCAGAGUCUCCUACGGGCGGCAGACUGAGCAUGGGAGAAGGAGAAGGAGGGGGAUGGGGAGGAGGCGACGGGGUAGGAGGAGGAAGGGAGGGAGCAGGAGGAGGAGGAGGAGGAGGAGGAGGAGGGGACGAUGGAGGAGGGGGCAGAGGAAGGGGAAGAGGGGAAAAUGGAGGAGGGCGGCCAGUAGGAGCAGGGGGAGGAAGGGGCAGGGGACGAGGGGGGGGAUGGUCCAGGGAGAUCCCUAUAUCCCUGUCCAUUUCCGGAAUACCCCCAUCAGUUCUCGAUGCGCAAUCAGGCACCAUGCAUGACGCUAUGGCAGAUGCUGUGACGCCCACACAGUCCCCCAUCUGCACGCCCCCUCCAUACGCGCGCUCGCUCGUGUACGGUCGUUCCCCCCGCACGACAUUCGACCGCUAUCGCAUCCGCAGCCUGGGGGCCAUCCCCCCGGGAGGGCUUGUGGCUGGGUCCAUUGUCGUUCGGCCGACCAGCAGCAGUGUUCCAUCUGCUAGCCCCUCGUCUGCUGCUGAUCUCAAACAGUCUACGACUCUCGUGCCGCAGGGUGAAAACGGUUCUGCUGCUAUUGGAGCAGCAGGAGCAGCAGGAGACGCAGCAUCGGCCACCGCAACAGCUGCAGCAGAAGCAGGGGGUGCAUGUGAUGGUGGUGACCGUGCGAGUGCCCGUCUCUCUGUCUCCGAUUGGGUACGCUCCUCUUCCACCUCCUCCUCAACUCCUGCCAAAGCAUCCGGUGCUGACGCUGCAGCAGCAGGAGGGACAGCAGAAGAUGCGGCUGUAGCUCCAGGUGUCAUCUCAGGUGAAAACUCAGGUGGAGACUCAGAUGACAGUACGGGCGGGUGUGCAGGGUGGUUGGAGGGGAAGGAACGAGGUAGCAGCCUUCUCUUUGCUGUUCCCGCUGCCCCGAAUUCCCGUACAGCUACAGGUGUAGCGGCAGGUGGGGCAGGUGGGGCAGCAGGGAGAGGUGGGGACAGAAGCCCCUCUGCAGCCAAUGCUAGUGCUGCUCGUGCUGCUUCUACUGCAGUCACUCAAGGCCCGAUCCUUGUGCUUGAUUCAGCAGCAGGCUCUUCUAAAUCCUUUCCCAGGCACGUAUCACCACCAUCACCGCCACCAUCACCACCACCAUCUGGCACAGCAGCGUUAGCAGGGCUAUCACCUGGGAGGUCCCUCCACCAUUCCUCAAGGUCACCCACACCAGUUAUCACCUACCCCGAUUUCACAGAGCUCACUCUCGACCUAUCAGAGGCCAUUCCCCUCACCCCCUCCCGCUCUGCCAAGGGGUUUUCCCUGCCCGCCUCGCCUGCUGCUGUCGCGUUUGCUGCUGCCGUGGCUGAGGUUGACGCAUCUGGAUUCGCUGUACCGGAGCAGAUGCUGAGGGCAGAGAAGGGCGGGAAUGAGCUAGGGUCGGAGAAGGGCGGAGCAGGAGGGUCGUUCGCGUCGUGGCGCUCGGGGAGUGGUGCUAGCAGCGGGGGGAGCGUGAGCCGGGGCAAGGCAACGAAAAAGGAGCUUCCAACAUGCUGUGUUAUCAGCUGA